Messenger RNA from Phaeodactylum tricornutum CCAP 1055/1, 1877 nucleotides. It is a transcript of the gene PF2K1, whose product is annotated as bifunctional 6-phosphofructo-2-kinase. Bases 164 to 1786 code for a protein of 540 amino acids. Gene Ontology annotation, cellular component: cytosol. Gene Ontology annotation, molecular function: ATP binding; fructose-2,6-bisphosphate 2-phosphatase activity; 6-phosphofructo-2-kinase activity. Gene Ontology annotation, biological process: fructose metabolic process; fructose 2,6-bisphosphate metabolic process. The transcript is spliced from 3 exons. The record is from RefSeq and is a predicted model, not a curated record. NCBI's taxonomy places the organism in Eukaryota, Bacillariophyta, Bacillariophyceae, Surirellales, Neidiaceae.
UGCUACUAUUUGCUGUCACUGGCUGCUGUUGUUCUUGUUGUCGUUAUUGCUAGUUAUCUGUAGUAGACGUAACGGGGUCCAUUCCGUGAGUCUCAUUGCGCGUCCGCAUCCAUCCACACCCCGCCGCGCCCUCACAUACAAACGAACACGUUGCCUCGGAAUCAUGUCGUCGUUGAAUUCCAUACCCGCGUCGUCCAGCGUUUCCGAUUUGUUGUCGUCGCAACGCUUUCGUCCGCCACCGAACAUUGACAACCCCAUGCCACAUCGCUUGCCGGAAGGGGAAAACGCCGCUCCUCUCGAAGUCACCGGCACCACCGCCUCGGACAAGAUGGUCAUUGUCAUGGUCGGACUCCCCGCCACCGGCAAAACCCACAUUGCCAAACGCAUUUGUCGUUUCUUGUCCUUUUUUCACGACAUUCCUUCGCAAAUAUUCAACGUCGGUGACUAUCGUCGCCAGUUGUGCGGCGCGCAAAUGCCGGCCGAUUUCUACGAUCCCUCCAACGAGGCUGGACAGUUGGCGCGCCACCAGGCCUGCGACGCUGCUCUGGCCGACCUCCUCGAGUACAUGAAGCAGGACGGAGUGCGCGUCGCCGCCUUUGACGCCACCAAUUCGACCAAAGCCCGACGAUCCCAUAUACUGCAGGUGCUCAAAGCCAGUGGACUGGGAUGCAAACGCAUGUUUGUCGAAAGUGUCUGUGAUCACGAAGCGCUCUUGGAAGAGAAUAUACGGAAAGUCAAACUCUCCACGCCAGAUUAUCGUGAUAUGGACCCCGAACAGGCCAUGCGAGAUUUCAAAACACGACGAGAAAAUUACAUGCGCGUCUACGAACCCGUCGACGAAACCGACGGACCGCACAUUAAAAUCAUCAACAGCAAACAAUUCAUUGUCACCAACAUUCGCGGUUAUUUGCCGCUCAAGGUUGUGCACUAUGUCAUGAACCUGCACACGCUGCCGCGCACCUUUUACUUGACCCGUCACGGACAAUCCGAAUACAAUUUGUUGGGCAAGAUUGGCGGUGAUUCCGGACUGACACCCGCCGGUUUGGAGUACGCGCGUCGACUGGCGCAAUUUGCCCAAACGCACAUUGGUUCGCAAACCGUCACGAACGAAACCACGGGUGAAUCCGCCACGGUCCCGCGGCCGGCCCGUCUCUGGACGAGUACGCUACGACGUACUUUGGAAACGGCCCAAUUCAUCAACCACGAGGCGCUGCAACACACGUGGGACAACGGCGACAGCGCCGAAUGGCUCCAGUUCCGUCCCAUGGCGCGCCGCAAUUUGGACGAACUGUACGCUGGAACCUGCGAUGGCAUGACGUACAAGGAAAUUGAACAGGUCUAUCCGGAAGAGUUUGCCCGUCGGCAGGACGACAAAUUGUCGUAUCGUUAUCCCCGCGGAGAGUCGUACAUGGACGUGACGCUGCGACUGGAACCGCUUGCGCAAGAAAUGGAACGCACCCGGGAACCCGUCCUGAUUGUCGGUCACCAGGGUAUUUUGCGAAUUUUGUACGCGUACUUUAUGGGACUAGACCGCAACGAAGCGCCGUACGUGUCCAUUCCACUGAACAACGUAAUUGAGUUGACCCCACACGCGUACGGAUGUCACGAAAAACGGUUCUGCCUGAUGCGCAAGGAAGAAAUGUUGAACGAUGGACAAGACGAACCGGUCACGAGCAUGCCGGUGAAGACGAACGGCGGCACGUCUCACCGGGAGCCGGGUGCCAGUACCGUCAGGCCAGCGUAUUACGCCGCCAACGAUCCGGUCAUGAAUGCACCCAGUUGUUAAAAAAAAGAAAACCAAUAUCGGUGGUUGCUACCGGAGCCAGACCAUGGUUAGCAUCCCUUUUAAAAGUAAAUAGAUGUUGAGAAUUGUCUGG